ACGACGAAGAGAAGCAUUCAGCGGGUCAACAGAAACAAACCCAAAGAACAGGAUGUCUGUGGAAAGUGGGUUCCUCACAGACGAUGAGUUCCUCUGCCCCAUCUGUUUGGACCUGUUCACAAACCCCGCCUCCACGCCGUGCGGCCACAGCUUCUGCCUGUCCUGCAUCAGCACGUACUGGGAGGGAGACAAGUUUUGCCAGUGCCCUUUGUGCAAGAAGAUGUACUAUAAGAAACCAGAUCUGCAGAUAAACAGCACGUUAAGAGAGAUCACGGAGCACUUUAAAUCCAUGAAAGAAGAACAGAUCGACGGAGUGAAGCAGGCGACGCCAAAACGAGGCAAAUCUCACCAACAUCACAACAACCUGCUCAACCAGAUUCAGAAGAAGCUGUCCAAGUCCUUCCAACACCGCAAGCAGGAGAGACUGGCCAGUUCUCUACCGGAAACCAACAGCUUAAUGCCGACCCACCAUGAGUCCAGUGCCUCCGCUCCCCAUCGACGUGGCUCCACCCCUUCUGUGCAUGGCCCCUCCCCCCUGGGCUCCUCCCCCCUCGCCUGGUCCCCUCUGAGCGGCUCUCCUCCUGACCCUCCCUCCCGACGCCCCUCGAGGCAGAGGCGCUCCACCACGGGCGGAUCCGUAGAAGUCAAGAACCUGCCGCUCUGUCCCACGCACAACAGCGCCAUCAUGUUGUACUGUCAGACUGAUCAGAUGUGCAUUUGUCCCGAGUGUGAGGAGCAGGAGCAUCCGGACCACGACGUCAUCAGCAUCGAGACACAGUGGAAGGAGACCAAGGUGAACUUGAGUUUUUUGGAGAAAGAGGUUGAAGAUAUGAUCAAGGAGCGCGUCAUGAAACUGUCAGAGAUCAGAAAAUCUAUGUCCAAACUCGAGGUCUCCGUACAGGCGCAGACGGCCGGCAGCUUGACCCUGUUCUCCUCUCUGGUGGCAUCUGUGGAGCGUGCUCAGUCCGACCUUUUAGAGACUUUGGAAAUGAAGCGUCGCGCCGCAGAACUUCAGGCCGAAACGUCAACUCGGCAAAUCCAACUAGAACUGGAGCAACUCAGGACCAGACAGAGCCAAAUCCAGGACCUAAGCCGGACCCAGGACCACAUCGAAGGACUGAAGACGCUUCCCUCUCUGUCUACCCCUCUCCUGGUCUCUGAUUGGACCCGCCCCUGCGUGACCCUUGACCUGGGGACGGAGGCGGUGUACAGGUCCCUGUCGCUUCAGCUGCAGAAGUUUCAGGACGAGCUUCGGACCAUCGCAGAGAAAGGUUUUCCCGACACAGUCCUGGAGUCGAGUCUGGUCCAAACUCAGCCCAGAGACAGGGGGGUGCAGGAGUACGCAGUGGACAUCACUCUGAACGUGAACACGGCUCAUCCUCAUCUCAUUCUGUCUGGAGACUUGAAGAGCGUGAGAUUUUCAGAGCGUCCUCAGAUGUUGCCAGAUAAUCCCGAGCGAUUUGACCGAGUCGUGUGCGUCUUGGGGCGACAGGAAUUCUGCCGCGGACGACACUACUGGGAGGUGGAGGUUGGGAAUAAGACGGACUGGGACCUGGGCGUGGCCAGACGGAACAUAAACAGGAAGGGCAAACUGGAAGUGACGCCUGCAAAUGGAUACUGGUUCCUCAGUCUCCGCAACAGAAUGAGUUACGCCUUCAGAACCCAGCCCUCCACUAACGUAGACUUAGCGCUUCAUCCUCAGAAAAUCGGCAUCUUUGUGGACUGCGACAACGGACAGGUUUCUUUUUACAACGUCGAUGCCAAAAUCCACAUCUACACUUUUAACGACACGUUCAACGGCAGUAUCGUCCCGUUUUUUAGCCCCUGCACCAGUAAAAACGGUAAAAACGAAGCGCCGCUGACCAUCACCCCAGUAAACGCAUCAGAUUAUUAUUAAGUCUGGAUAACGCCCCGACAUCUACAACUUUUACUGUCAUUUUGUGCGUGUUUGUAUAUACGUUUUUAACUCAAAUGGGAAAAAAAUGUGUUGAAAAAGGUGCACUACGUAAAUUUUCUGUUCAUCUGCUCGUCUCCGUGGAGAUGUUAAGCGUGAUGUCACUUCCGGGUUGAUCCGGUGAACAUUUUUUAGCAACAGCACGUCUCACGUUAAAAAGAAAUUGCAGUCGUUUAACGCUAACGAGGUGAUAAACACGGAUCUGUGGUUAUAACUGUGGCAGAAAUUGUACGAGAGAAGAAGAAGAAGCUAGGUUAGGUUAAGCUAGCGUUAGCGGGGAGCGGCGGUUAGUGAGACGUACACACUGUUAAUCCUAUAUUAUGCUUGAUUAUUACUACAUUACUUACAUAUUUGAUACAACUUGUGGUUAAACGUACGCUUUGUCUCGUCUUGUUUGAUGAAAAACAAAGGCUGUGUCUGAAUGUCCCUCCCAGCCCUUGACCCCCACAGCCCUGCACUCUUUAGCAGACUCUAUAGAGACUCGUUCACACAGAUUCGGACACACAGCUCAGUACUUUUGGCUCACGUCUCGCUAGCGUCUGGGUGGAAAAAAGUCUAAAGGUUAAACUCUGAUAAAACUUGAUUUGUGUCAUAAAUAAUGAUCAGGUUGGACUGGCACACAAAUAUUUAUCGACUAAUAAUAAUCACACAGGUUUGGGUUAUUCUUUUUUUGUUUUUUUACCUGAGAUGUGGAAAUUAUCGCUCUUUUAACGGCUCGAAUUAACCUCCUAAGACCCAAAAUCUUGCAUGACUUAAUUAAUUUCUCUUUGUUAUUUAAGCUGAUUGGACCUGAUGAGAGUAAAAAAAAAUAUGAAAAAUGAUGUUCACAUAUGAAGACAAAUAAUUUUUGAUAAAACAUUUGAAUAAUAAUUAGCAAAAACUAUUUAUUAAGACCCUGAACACAGCAACAUUUUUCCUGAUGUAAAAACAAAAUGAGAAAUGACAAUUGUGCCUCUUGGAACAAUGUGGCUCAUGUGAAGAGCUGCAGACAGGAGCAGGAAGCCUUUACC
Messenger RNA from Periophthalmus magnuspinnatus, 2964 nucleotides. RefSeq names its product nuclear factor 7, brain-like. NCBI's taxonomy places the organism in Eukaryota, Metazoa, Chordata, Actinopteri, Gobiiformes, Gobiidae. The transcript is spliced from 15 exons. Gene Ontology annotation, molecular function: zinc ion binding; protein binding. The record is from RefSeq and is a predicted model, not a curated record. Bases 53 to 1897 code for a protein of 614 amino acids.